This is a messenger RNA of Cheilinus undulatus (humphead wrasse), 4736 nucleotides long. RefSeq names its product solute carrier family 30 member 6 (gene slc30a6). The transcript is spliced from 15 exons. Lineage: Eukaryota; Metazoa; Chordata; Actinopteri; Labriformes; Labridae. The record is from RefSeq and is a predicted model, not a curated record. Gene Ontology annotation, cellular component: membrane. Gene Ontology annotation, biological process: transmembrane transport; monoatomic cation transport. Gene Ontology annotation, molecular function: monoatomic cation transmembrane transporter activity. Bases 6 to 1742 code for a protein of 578 amino acids.
GCAAAAUGGCGAUGGACGGAAUGAUGUCCACGUCUUCGGGUCUAUCUUACCACAAUGCCGGGGAUUUUUACCCCAGAAAGUUCGGCCCAAAGCCGGACGUGGUACCGUCCGGGGUUACCGAGAGGAAAGUGGGACCGCUGGAUAAACCUGACAUGGUGUCCGUGGACGUUAUUAAUAUCAGCGAUUCAGAUGUCCACUUACACAGGAAGAAGCAUGAACACGACACAUAUGUCUUGGGAACCAUUCAUCCAUUCAGGCGGACGCACCGGUCCAUCUUUGGGAAACUUUUGCAGGAAUUCAGACUUGUGUCCUCAGAUAGACGAUCAUGGAGGAUCCUGCUGUUUGGGGCCCUCAACCUUCUGUGCACUGGCUGUCUGCUGAUGUGGUGCAGCUCUACCAACAGCAUGGCCUUAACUGCCUACACGUACCUCACCAUCUUCGACCUUUUUAGCCUGAUCACCUGUCUCAUCAGUUCCUGGGUGACCAUGAAAAAACCCAGCCAGGUCUACUCCUUUGGGUUUGAAAGAUUUGAGGUGCUGGCAGUGUUUGCCUCCACUGUUUUAGUCCAGCUGGGAGCUUUGUUCAUCCUGAAGGAGAGCGUGGAGCGCUUCAUGGAGCAGCCUGAGGUCCACACUGGCCGUCUGCUGGUUGGGACCUUUGUCGCUCUCUUCUUCAACCUGCUGACUCUGCUUUCUGUCAGGAACAAACCCUUCGCUUAUGUCUCUGAAGCGGCCAGCAGCAGUUGGCUUCAGGAACAUGUGGCAGAUCUGAGUCGAAGUUUGUGUGGCAUCAUUCCAGGUCUGAGCAGUGUGCUGCUGCCUCGUAUGAAUCCCUUCGUCCUGAUUAACAUGGCAGGAGCUCUUUCCCUCUGCAUCACCUAUAUGCUCAUAGAAAUCAAUAACUAUAAUGCAGUGGACACAGCCUCAGCAGUCGCCAUUGCUCUUAUGACAUUUGGCACCAUGUAUCCUAUGAGCGUCUACAGCGGCAAAGUGCUGCUUCAGACAACACCGUCUCACAUCAUUGGACAGCUGGACAAACUGCUCAGAGAGGUGUCAACUUUGGAAGGAGUGCUGGAGGUUCGCAAUGAGCACUUCUGGACUGUUGGCUUCGGAUCUCUGGCUGGCUCUGCCCACGUCCGUAUCCGCCGGGAUGCCAAUGAGCAGCUGGUUCUCGCUCACGUCACCAACCGUCUGCUGCCCCUCGUCUCUACGCUCACCGUCCAGAUUUUUAAAGACGACUGGACCAGACCAAUCCUCACAGGGGCCCUCUCCUCCUCUGCGGCCUCUGUCCCCCCUCUGGGUUCUGCUGAAGGCUACACCUCCCUCUCCUCCUCAUCUCUGCCUCCUCUGCUCUACUCCUCCACAGGAGAGAUGGACCCGCUGACCUCCACACCCUCCAAACCCAGCAGCCCUCCUCCAGAGUUUGCCUUUGACACACCAGGGAGGAAUGUGCAACCAGUUGUCCUUCCAACGCCGGGACACCAUACCCACAGGCCGUAUGGAGGCCUUGGACUGGCCUACGGAGCAUCGCCCUACACGGGAAUGCUGAGUCAGGGCCUGACGAGGCCUGGAGGUGGACUUGGACUUGGAGUACAGGGUUUGGGAGCAGGAUAUGGAUUGGGUGUGAGUGGGGCGUCAACUCAAAGUUACAGAACUGCCUAUGGAGGGGCCACAGCGCCGCUCCAGUUCGGAAACAGCAACCCUCUGUCUUCACAGUCACAGUACAGACAAUAUAGACCGUGAAUGUGCAAAGAUGAACUGUGCUUCUGUACCUCUAAAAGACUGUCCUUGUGGAGGUCAAGUUUCACUAAAAGUCUGAUGAGAUUUGUUUUAUUUUUGCAGGCAGGAUGAUCAACGCUACAGUGUUAAGUCCAAAUGCAAAAUGACGGUAACUUUAGAGUGAAAAUGAGUUUUGUGUAAAUGUUGUUGUAUAAGUUCUCUUUGGGUUUGGAAAAGCAGUAGUGGGAUUCUUGUGCUAUUUAUUUCACAGUGAUGGGGACCAAGAGGUGGACUUUGGGUUUGAUAUGGUAUGCUUUUUUAAAUCAGGAUGUCAGGAAGCCACCUCACUGUUGCAAAAAAACUGUGUCCAAACAAAUUGUAACUUUUGUAACAGGAAACACUGAGAGUUAAAAAUAUUGGAAACAUUCCUGGUGAGAGGGAAACAAAUCUUUUUGAUUGAACAGUCAUUGUUUUAAUUUGAAUUUCAGGAAUCUGAAGACUAGGAUCCAAAUGGUUUGACAGUAUUACAUAUUUCAGAUUACUAAUGCAUUACAAGAAAACCUGUAGUGAGGAGGUCACAGUGGAGCUCAUGGCCUGCUAAAGGAAAGGAUUGGUUUAACUUACAGUCUGUUGGGCCAAAUUGAGGGAGGAGAUUGACAGUAGGGAUGUGAUUUCAAAAUACCAGUUAAAUAAUUACUCGUCAGCUGAAAUGCAUUGACACAUCUGCUCCAAAGUGUUGCCUUAAGGAGUCAUUAAGGCUCAUUUAUGCUCUAAGGCUGGCCACACACUAGAUGAUUCAACAAUUCAUAAAACAUGGGAGACCACAGAUGAGAACAAAUUCAAACGAUUUUUCAUCUUGUAAUCCUCUGAACGGCUACAUGAGACAACUCAGCCAGACCGUUAGACCACACACCUGUCCACCUGCCAAUGACUUUGCAUGAUCAUGUGACUUCAGAAGAAAAACAAAUAUGGAUGUCUGUCCGUACCCUUGGCUCUUCCCUCCAUAAUAAGCUGUCCUGGCAUGUGUUACAGAUGCACCCUGGUUGGAAGGAAGGUACAGUUGUGUUUGCUUGUGGGCUGUGCCUACGUAACAGAGCUGGUGAUGCCUUCACUCAGGAUACGCCCCCAUGAAUGUUGGGGGAGGAAAAUCUUGCCUCAAAUCAGGCUUAAAAUCUUGUUUUGUGUGGCCAGCCUAAGUUUGAAACGCAUUCAGAUAUGGAUGGAGCUGUCUGUACUCUGCAUUUUGUCAGGUUUUCUCUUAAAGCUUAUGAAUACGUAUCAAAUGUUGCAAUACCACUUCUAACCAUGGGGGCAGUAUUGAACAGUAUAAUCAGCAGUUCAAGCAAGAAUAGCAAAACACAACAAAGAAGAAUAAUUUGAAAAUAGCAGAAAUUUACUCAAACUGUGAGGAGAUAUUGCUUCAUUUGUUGUAAGUAAUUAAAAACUACAAACACCACAUGUUAGCUCAACUGGGCACAGAGACAGACAAUUACAAGAGAACAGCUAGGCAGAGGAUGGAUGGAGGAGCAACGAAGGAGAUGUGGAGGUCUGUGCCAGACAGCAGCAGACUCUGGUGAUUAAUCUUUAAACAUCCACCCCAACAUAACACACAAGUGGGUGUGUGGGCAGUGAUGGUUUCACUGUUUAAAAUGCAUUAAGAUAUUUACAUAUAUAAAGGGAGCAUAAAUGAGCCUGAAGUUGUACUCUUUGGAUUAAUAAAUGAAAUAUUACUUGAGAACCACCCCUUAUUUUCAUUUAAAAAGAAAAAAAACAGCUCUCUAAAAAAAGGAGAAGCAUUUUUACUUACUUUCCCCAAAUUCAAUAUCCAUGUUUUAAUGAACCAAAAUUUCCCUCCUUUGCCUCUGCAUUAAGGACAAAUUUGUUAAAUCAUACCAUUUUGUCUGUAGAGCUGGCGCUGUGUGAUUAAGAGUGGAAACCAUAAUAUAGAUCAAGUAUGUUUGAAGUGGGAAGUGGGAUUUGCUCAACUAAUGCUCAACCCAAAAUUUAAAAAAUGAUUUAUAAAGAAAAAGAAAAAGUAGAAAAGGAAAUUCAAAGUUGUGCUCUUUUGGAAGCAGGAUGCUGAAUAUUUAUACAUUUUUUUCUUUAUUUGACUAACGGUGUCUCAAUCAUAAGAAUUAUUCUAAUCUCCUAUACUCUCUGGACACCCACAUAGGUGUUUAUAAUUCCUCCGGCUGACAAGGCCAGGACAGGUUAAUAAAAGACGAAACUGUGGUGAGAAUUUAUGAUGUAAUAAAUUCAAAGCACCAACAGGAGUGAUAACAGGUCAGUCCUACAAAAACAGAAUUAUCAGGGUAUUGGAGCUGUCAGUCAAACAAACUUGUCCACACCCACACAAUCCUGAGAAGAGGUCUAAUCAUAGCCUCAAUCACUCACACCUGUGUGUCCAGGACGUUUAAAAAUAUAUUAACAAGUAAGGCAGGAUACUGAAUAUAUCAUCAGCCUUGGAGUCAACAUAAUGUUCUCAUCUUAAUAUCACCUGUCUUUAGAUUAUUUUGUGUUUUUCCUCCAUACUUCUUAAAAGGAAUCCUGUAUCUUCUUGUGUCAUUUGGGCUGCAGAAAAAUGAUGGUACAUUUGUGUUGUCUGUUCUAUACAUGAUGAAAUACAGAGCCUAUGUUUAACAAUGGGAUGAAAGGAGCAUUUUAUGUUUGUUUAAUUGCUAUGUUGACAGGCUGAAGAGUGAUGGGAUCUUAUUUUGAAGCUUUAAUCUGAACUAAGGAGAAGUGUCACAAACCAGAUUUCCUUAAGGGUCGUUCCUUACAGGUCACAGGGUGAGGGGAAGUGUGAUAAAUGUUGUUUUGCUGCAUCAGAGGUGAGAUACCAAACAUUUGUGAACUGAACAUGAAAACACGGUCCUUAUCCAGAACUGACAGACCAACAGUAAAAUGUCAGAAAAGUUCAUAAAGACGAAAAACUGAGUGACACUCAGCCCUGUGGAGAUAUACCCCAUGUAUGUUUAUUUAAAGACGAAAAUGAGGAGACUUAUUAAAAAAAGUUCA